This is a messenger RNA of Anopheles aquasalis, 2231 nucleotides long. It is a transcript of the gene sit, whose product is annotated as ELOVL fatty acid elongase stuck in traffic. Gene Ontology annotation, biological process: fatty acid elongation, saturated fatty acid; fatty acid elongation, monounsaturated fatty acid; fatty acid elongation, polyunsaturated fatty acid. NCBI's taxonomy places the organism in Eukaryota, Metazoa, Arthropoda, Insecta, Diptera, Culicidae. The record is from RefSeq and is a predicted model, not a curated record. Gene Ontology annotation, molecular function: fatty acid elongase activity. Gene Ontology annotation, cellular component: endoplasmic reticulum membrane.
GUCUGCUCGGUGCGAUCAGGUCGAUCAGAACACUCUCUCUUGGACGGAGCGCACUGUCUUCCUAACUUUUUUUUCGAAUCCUUCCCCUUCGCGGUGUGGCCGAUAGCUACUUCUCGCAGGAAUAAUAGCCAGCCAGCUAGCCUCGUGCUCGAUCAGUGGAGCAGCUCAUUGAGGAACAAUACAUUCCCCGCAAAAAGCACCUCGUGCCCUGGAUCGAGAGGCAUUCUUGGCUCUGAAAAGAAUCCACCAUUCUCUGCAGUGUAGUGCACAGUUGUUGCGACGCGUUAUCCGCUAGUGAUAAAGGACACUCCACGAGUGCAAGUGUGUGUUUCGUACGUGUGUAUUGACUGCGUGUGACAUUCGGUAGUGCGUGUGCCGCAAACACUGGUGCGUCGCUUCUUCCGCCGUAGCGUGACAGUUGCAGAGGUUUCGGACGAUACCAGCGCCACUCGUCUGCAGCAGCAGGAACAGCAGCAAGCAAACGGUAGCGAGCACUCGUCUUGCAUUUGCGCACUAGCGACGCACCCGAGCAGAACACUCUCCGCUGCGGGCCACCACGCCAGCUGUUCGGCGUGACAGUGACAGCUAAAAGAAGAGUUUUGUUUAUCGCGCGCCCGGUAAAAGAGGAACUAAACGCUGGUUGUGUGGUCGUCAGGUGUAUGUGUGCGUGCGCGUGUAUGUGGGACUAGUGGUGUGUUCCCGUGCUUCUCCCUUUCCUUUGCCCGGUGUUGUUGUGCUGGUGGUGCAACUGCUGUUGCUGCACUUUUGUGUGGAACACUUCGAUACGCCCCGUCGAUAGCUCGAUUGCCGGCGUCAGCUCUCUUCGCUUCGAGUUCAGUUGCUAGAAUCCGCCGCCACGGACCACUAGUUCACACCCAAGUGCUACAAAAUCCAAACGAAUCGCGCGAUAGAUCGGAAGAAUUCUCGUCCGUAGAAUCUCAAAUAGCCAGUCAAAAUGAGUUCACCAAACGUGACGACAUCGUCCAACUACUGGGACUUCCUGUUUACCGAGCUGGCCGAUCCGCGGACAAACCAUUGGCCGCUCAUUUCGUCGCCCGUCCCGGGUUUGACCAUCAUUGCCAGCUACCUGUACUUUGUGCUCAACUUCGGGCCCAAGUACAUGGCCAACCGGAAACCGUUCCAGAUGCAGAAGACGCUCGUGGUCUACAACUUCAUCCAGGUGCUAGUCAGCAUAUACCUGUUCGUGGAGGGUCUGGACGGUGCCUGGCUACGGCACUACAGCUGGCGGUGCCAACCCGUGGACUUUGAAAACAAUCCGGCGGCGAUGAGGGUUGCUCGAGGAUGCUACAUCUACUUCCUGGCGAAAAUCUCCGAACUGCUCGACACCGUGUUCUUUACGCUGCGGAAAAAGGACAAUCAGAUCACCUUCCUGCACCUGUACCACCACACCGUGAUGCCAAUGAUCUCCUGGGGAGCGACCAAAUACUAUCCCGGCGGACAUGGAACCUUCAUCGGUGUCAUCAACUCGUUCGUGCACAUCGUCAUGUACACGUACUACAUGAUGGCCGCCAUGGGGCCGCAGUACCAGAAGUAUCUCUGGUGGAAGAAGUACAUCACCAACCUCCAGAUGGUUCAGUUCGGUAUGGCGUUCGCUCACUCGGCCCAGCUCCUGUGGACUGACUGCGGUUAUCCGCGCUGGUCCGUGUUCUUUACGCUUCCGAACGCGAUCUUCUUCUACAUGCUGUUUAACGAUUUCUACAAGAAGUCGUACGGUUCCAAGAAGGCUGCCGCUGCCAAGAUUGCCAACGAUGGUGCCAGUGCCGACAACAACAACACGACGACGUCGACGAGCACAGACAAAGUGGCCGCCAAGGAGCUAUGAGACGGCGAUGCGCGACCGACGUUGUACGUCCGCAAACGCACCACCGACGGCUCCACGGUUCUACGCCACCUUACUCACUUCCCGGCAGAGGUUUAGGAGGAACCGUCCCAAACUAUAUCUACCCGAUCAAUUGCUCAGAGAUUGCCCUGUUCUCCCAUCUGGACGCCCAGAGCUCGCAUCCUAUCGGAGAACACGAGUGGAGCGGCGCGUCACUUGCACAAACACCUGAACGUACCUUCGAUGACAAUUAUCUUACCAUUCCGAGACGACAAUUCGUGCGCCCCUCAUUUCGUGUAUUGCGCCCACAGCAGCAGCCCCUGGAGGUGAAAGUGCACAACCGGUAAAAAAAAGUACAGUCAGCAGCCGGGCGGACAGUUAUGACGACGGU